Molecule: messenger RNA, 3833 nt
Organism: Rhodofomes roseus
Lineage: Eukaryota; Fungi; Basidiomycota; Agaricomycetes; Polyporales; Fomitopsidaceae
Product: P-loop containing nucleoside triphosphate hydrolase protein
Exons: 12
Coding region: 263-3484 (1073 amino acids)
Biological process (GO): cytosolic ribosome assembly
Cellular component (GO): cytosol; ribonucleoprotein complex
Molecular function (GO): GTP binding; ribosome binding; GTPase activity
Source: RefSeq, a predicted model, not a curated record
CAAGCGCUCGUGGCGGGGCGUAAGUCCGUAAACCCCGUCCGAUCGUUUGCUCACCUUUCCGAGUCCGGCACAUUCUGCCUCUCGGUACCGAUUUCACUGCCCGCGGUUUCGACGAGAUACCGAAUUCCCUUGGACCCCCAGACUGACUCCUCUGAGCGUCGCCUUGACUCUACAAUCUCUCCGAUAAAACGCAGGCGCGUACACUGGUCGCAUACUAGUACACCGAGCUACCACUCCUCACUCAACUCCUUCACGAAUCGACAUGGCUUUGACCCCAGAGGCAAUCGACGUUCGGAACGUCACAACUAUUGGACAUGUUGACCACGGCAAGACAACGAUGAUGGAUGCCCUGCUAGCGGCAAACAACGUUAUCUCCACGAGAAUGGCAGGGAAGAUCAGAUACUUGGACAGCCGACUUGACGAACAGGAGAGGGGGAUCACGAUGGAGAGCAGCGCGGUCUCUCUGAGAUUCAAGGUGAUGGAACGGAAUGAGGCUGGAGAAAGCUUUCCGAAGACAUACGCUGUGAACAUGAUUGACACACCCGGACACGUCGACUUCUCCAGCGAAGUGUCUACGGCGUCGCGUCUGUGCGAUGGCGCGCUCGUCCUGGUCGACGUAGUGGAAGGCGUCUGCACACAGACCAUCACAGUCCUGCGGCAGGCAUGGCAAGACCGUCUGCGACCCGUCCUGGUCAUCAACAAGUUUGACCGCCUCAUCACCGAGCUCAAGCUAUCGCCCCUCGAGGCCUACCAACACCUCUCGCAGCUCAUCGAACAGGUGAACGCUGUCAUGGGCAGCUUCUUCGCAAGUGAGCGGAUGGAAGACGAUCUCCGGUGGAGAGAAGAGCGUGAACGGCGACUCAAGGAGAAGAAAGAGUCGCACGCGGAAGAGGUGGAUGCGGCAAUAAACGAAGCGGACGAUUUCCAGGAGAGGGACGACGAGGACAUCUACUUCGCGCCGGAGAAGGGGAACGUCAUCUUUGCCUCAGCUAUUGCCGGCUGGGGCUUCCGGAUAGGCAAAUUCGCUCACCUAUACGCAGUGAAACUCGGGAUCAAGGAGGCCAAGCUGCGGACAGUGCUCUGGGGAGACUUCUAUCUGGAUCCCAAGACGAAGCGGGUCAUCAGUCACAAGCACUUGCGCGGUCGCGCGCUGAAGCCGUUGUUCGUCCAGUUCAUCCUCGAUAAUAUUUGGGCGGUGUAUGACGCUGUACUUAUCAACCCAAACCCAGAGAAGGUGACGAAGAUUGUGUCAACGCUCAACCUCAAGAUCCCGCCGCGCGAGCUGAACUCGAAAGAUUCGAAGCAGCUCCUGACGCUCAUCUGCGCACAGUGGCUGUCACUCUCUUCAUGUGUCAUCCAGGCCAUCGUCGACGUCGUCCCACCGCCGUCCGUCGCCCAAAGCACCCGUAUCCCGAAGAUGCUCUAUCCAGAUCUGUACGAAUCGACCAUCGCGCCGAAGAACAAGAUUGAAGAGAACCUUUACUCGUGUAACGCGAGUCCUGACGCGUGUGUGGUUGCGCUAGUGAGCAAGAUGUUCGCGAUACCCGCAAAGGAACUUCCCGGGAACAAGAAGAAACCGCUAACCGCAGAGGAUAUGCGCGCCAGAGCGAGAGCAGCGAGGGAGGCACGUGCAGCACAGGCUGCAGCGAUGGACGGAGACACGGCACCAACCGAGACAUCGUCCACGCCUCUCGAAACGGCUCUGGAAGAGAUGGCGGUGGAUGACAAAGAACCAAACGGGACGGGCGAGCCUGUCGAGGCGGAUGAGACGCUUCUUGGAUUCGCGCGCAUUUACUCAGGCACGAUCCGCACGGGCACAACGAUCUGCUGCAUCUUGCCGAAGUAUGACAGCGCGCUGGAGCCGACGCAUCCAAGGAACGCAACGCAUGUGGCCACUACGAAAGUGGAGGCGCUGUACGUGAUGAUGGGCAGGGAGCUCGUGCCUGUCGAUCAUGUCCAGGCGGGCAAUGUCUUCGCCGUGCAGGGUUUGGAAGGUAAGGUGUGGCGGAGCGCGACGCUGUGUGCGCCGGGCGAACAGGGUCUGUCGGAGGGUGCGGACCUUGGUCAAGUGAAGGAUUGCCUGCUCAAUCUGGGAGGUGUCAUUCGCUACGCAGCACCGAUCGUCCGGGUCGCACUUGAACCAGAGGUUCCUGCAGACAUGCCUAAGCUGAUACGGGGCAUGAAGCUGCUCAGCCAAGCAGACCCUUGCGUCGAGACGUUUCAGCAACAGACUGGAGAGCAUGUCAUCUUGACUGCGGGUGAACUUCACCUCGAGAGGUGUCUCAGAGAUCUACGAGAACGAUUCGCGAAGGUCGCAAUCAAUCCUUCCAAGCCUAUCGUACCCUUCAGAGAGACGGCUGUCAAAGCACCUGACAUGGCACCGCCGAAAACACCUGGAGCCAAGCGAGGUACAAUACAGGGAACAAUCACCAAUAAUUUAGUCAAGUUCACUAUUCGCGCCGCGCCGGUCCCAACGCAAAUAGUAGAAUUUCUCCAAGACAACCUCGCCACGCUCAAGCACAUGGAAGUCGAACAGGGUUCAGAGCGCGGUAAUAUGAACGGGGCAGGGGAAGAUGAAGAUCAUGAUGCCCAGAGUGAGGUUAUCAAGAAACCGAGCAUCAAGCCGGAGGAGUUCUGGAAAGAAUUACAGCAGACGUGUGAAAAGGUUGGUGGGGAAUGGGGAGACGUGGUGGACAAGAUCUGGGCAUUUGGUCCGCACAGAGUGGGCAGGUGCAUGCUCAUCGACACGCGCUCGGUUGGACAACCCAAUUCUUUGAAGCGGCGACAAGAACGCGGGAAGGUCAAUGACACCAACAGAGACAGAGAUCCGCUCCUGCGUGACUUCGACAAUCACCUGGAGGCCGGGUUCCAGCUAGCCACAUUCCAAGGGCCCCUGUGUGCUGAGCCGGUGGAAGGCCUGGCUUACCUUGUGGAAUCGGUGGAAGUCGAUCGCGAAGGCAUCGAACAAGAAAGGCAACAUAAUCGCAUGGCACAGGUCACCGGCGCAUUCAUAACGUCCGUGAGAGAGGCGUGUCGGAAUGGUCUCCUAGACUGGUCUCCCAGGCUCAUGCUCGCCAUGUAUACUUGUGACAUACAAGCUUCGACGGAUGUCCUGGGUAAGGUAUAUGGAGUCGUCGCCAAACGCCGAGGCCGGAUCGUCUCCGAAGAAAUGAAAGAAGGAACGGAAUUCUUCACUGUCCGCGCUCUAUUGCCGGUGGUCGAAAGUUUCGGUUUCGCCGACGACAUCCGGAAACGGACCUCGGGGGCGGCAAGUCCGCAGCUCAUCUUCAGCGGGUAUGAGAUGCUGGACUUGGAUCCUUUCUGGGUCCCGACGACUGAGGAAGAGCUGGAAGAUUUGGGAGAGAAGGCCGAUCGGUCAAACAUCGCGAAAGCAUACAUGGACUCCGUCCGGGAUAGAAAGGGCAUGUUUGUGGAUAGGAAGAUUGUCGAACAUGCAGAGAAACAAAGGACCCUCAAGCGGUGAGCAACUGGCAAUUGAGAUGAACAGAGAGAAAGGACUGCGCACUUGUAUCGCAUAUGUCCGAGCUGUAUUGCAUACGUACUCAGCCAUUGUAACCUACAGCAUCCCCGCCAAAACCAUGUAGCAUGUCUGCGUCGUCAUAAUAUGGAAUAAGCUCUAUACGAAAGCACUUGUACGUUCGACCGUCCGAGUCAGGACAUGAUGAUCCCAAUCGCGGUCUCAAAUUGUAAGUAUUACAAGGCCUUCCGGAUUGGCGAAGUCUGGCAGUGUGUCUUACACCAAGCCAUAAUCAUCAGCAAAUAUUAUGUGGCCACACUGCACGCUUCUGCGGUGAUCCCUGGUGCGGAUUCUG